Topomyia yanbarensis is the source of this 2072-nucleotide messenger RNA. Its product is annotated as decorin-like. The transcript has 2 exons. Bases 70 to 1308 code for a protein of 412 amino acids. Gene Ontology annotation, cellular component: plasma membrane. The record is from RefSeq and is a predicted model, not a curated record. Lineage: Eukaryota; Metazoa; Arthropoda; Insecta; Diptera; Culicidae. Gene Ontology annotation, molecular function: protein binding.
AAAUAGAAUGGCUCUUAAUGUUGACUGAAACGAUCCAGCAAUCAGUCGUAAGAGUUUAUUCGAGCCGCAAUGUCAACACAUCUCGUACGACCUAUGCUGCUCGUAACAAUUCUGUUCAGCAUCGUACCACAGAAACUGCUGGCAAGGAAUCUAGUCUGCACCGACAAACCGGAAGCCUUCUGGCAGCAUGAACCGGAAACGUGGUGCCUCAUCGAGGAUGUCGAUCUGGAGGAGUCUUCCGACGAUAUCAACUUCCCGGAACAGCCGAAGAUUCAUCUGAGAAAUUUCAAUGUGUCCUAUCUAUCACCGACACUGCUGUUCAAGAUGAAAAGCGUCGAACAUUUGACGGUGGAGUCGUGCUCGAUGACCAAACUGUUCAUGAAACCAACCCUGGCCAGCAUGGAGAUUAGGAAUAGCGACAUCUCGGAGGUGAUCAUCGAUAAAGACAGUAACUACGAACUGCUCAAUUUCAGCUUGGAAGGAAUCUACAGAAAGACGUUUCCAAAUAAUUUCAUUCGGUUAACCCAUCUGCAAGAACUUUCCAUUAGGCACAACGAUCUGGCAAAGUUUAACUUGCGACAGCUGAACGGACUGGUCAAUUUGAAGACAUUGGAUCUGAGUUACGAUUUAGUUGAACAUUUGAUCAUACCUGAAGCUCUGAAUCUUCCCAAUUUGAAAGAACUUUACUUAGCUGAGAACAAACUGCAAAAACUUCCCACCAAUUUGCGCCGAUUGAAGACCUUGGAAACGUUAAAUCUUCAUUCCAAUCAAAUUGCUUUCCUGGAAAUUAGUCACUUCAACGGUCUUAACCAUCUGAAGAAGUUGGUUCUGAGCGGUAAUCGUCUUCAGAUAAGCACCAUGGAACCGGUCCACCUGCCUCACUUGGAAAAACUGGAACUGAUCGGCUGCGGGUUGAAGGAACUGGAUAUGCUCUACUGGAAGCUGCCAGCGCUGCGAUAUUUUAACGUAUUUGAGAACAGUUUAGUAUCGAUAAUGAACUUCCCGGAAAGUUUCACCAAAGAGCUGGUGUUCGUUCCGGUUGGGAAUCGCUGGAGUUGCCAAACGCUGGAAGCCAUCAGUAGCAAAGUGUCUAUCAAGGUCAAGGAACGGGAUCAUUACUGCGAACACAAAGUCGCCGAUAUCUGCUGCAAUGGGGGAAACAUUGACUUCAAUCUGGUUGAUACGCUUGACCGGAAAGUGCAAUUGUUAAAGUUUCAAAAUUCGAUCCUGUACGAGAAGCUGGAGGAAACCAACGAAAAACUGGAGAAGGUCAUCGGGGUCGUUGAUCAGAGGGUUGUGAAAAAGUGAUGGAUAUGACGCACUACGAGCAUGGUUCGUUCGGUGAAAUCACAAUCGAUCGGAAACAAUGAAGCAAGUUUUACUUUUUAAAUCAAUUUAAAAUUAAAAUCACCUCGACGAAGCGAAAUUUCAGCUCUAUUUUUAAAAACUAGACCCGAGAGCGGGGUAACAGUUCGAUCAACCUCAUAGCCGGCGUGAUCUUCGACACAUUAUUGAAGUUUCUCCAGCACCACAUCCAAUCCAUCUAUAUCCAUCUACACCGGUGCCUUAUAUAUCAAAUCUGCGAACGACAUGAGAGUGAAGAAAAGCAGCUUCAGCUAAUAAUAAUCGCCACCCUCACAUUAUGACCGGGUAAAAAAUAAAGCUUCAGGCGGUCACGACCGACUCGGUUCAGUACCAGUAUCUAAGCAUCUCGUGGUUGGAGUGGCCAAUGGGUUGAACGAACGGAAAAUCCACUGAUCCGGCGGAGAAUUUUGUGUGGUUGUUUGUUUUAAUGUUAAAUAGCUCAUAACAUCUUCAGAAAAUUUCGUCAGUCAUGUUAAAUGUGGCAACUAUCCGAAGAGGCAGUUCCAAUCAAUUUAUAAUUUGCCAACAAUUUGAGUGGAGGUUAAUGCAAUAGAAAUAAAAUUAAAAAUAUACAAAAUACUAGUAAACUUUGGAAGUAUAUCAGCAGGAUCAACUGUGUUCAAAACUAUUUUUAAAAUCAUUUUCUUUUAGUAAAAUAUAAGAUUUUUUGUAAGUAACAGAAAAUACAGGAAAGGUGCCCUUCAAAA